Messenger RNA from Photinus pyralis (common eastern firefly), 2145 nucleotides. RefSeq names its product ralBP1-associated Eps domain-containing protein 1 (gene Reps). Gene Ontology annotation, cellular component: cytoplasm; plasma membrane. Gene Ontology annotation, biological process: endocytosis; endosomal transport. The record is from RefSeq and is a predicted model, not a curated record. NCBI's taxonomy places the organism in Eukaryota, Metazoa, Arthropoda, Insecta, Coleoptera, Lampyridae. The coding region runs from base 16 to 1974 and encodes 652 amino acids. Gene Ontology annotation, molecular function: protein binding; calcium ion binding. The transcript is spliced from 3 exons.
UUCCAAGAACACAAAAUGGAGGACUUAAAAUUGACAGAUACUUUGCAACGAUAUUUUUCCGAUUUUUUUGUAUGUUGCGACGAGGAAAAUACUGGAAAAGUGUCAGUUAGCAAAGCUUUAGAGUUAAUUAAGUCGGGGAACGUGCCCCAAGACGUCAUACUGCAAAUUUCAGAGCUAUGCUGGAAUCAAAACACAAUCUAUUUAAAUAGGAAACAGUUCUAUUCGGCUUUAAAAUUAGUAGCCGCCUAUCAGUUCAAUAUGCCAUUGAGAGGCGAAUUAAUUAACGCACCAUUAGACUUACCCUUACCGAGGUUCUCGUGGCCAAACUCGGAAGUGCAAAGCCCGUAUAAGGAUCUUAUAGAGCUCAGGACUGAGGACCAUAAUGAAUACAUUGAGCACAUCGACACCACUAGUACAGAUUCCGAAUUUGAAAAUAGUGAUACUAAUGUUACGUUACGUACGGGGUCUCCCGAGAUAUCAAGUGCCGCAUCCGACAGUCCCACGCCUACUAAUAGCGUGCAAGAUAAAAGUUGGGCCAUUACGAAUACCUGGCAGGGUUUAGUGUCCGAAGAACAGAGGCAACUUCUCGGCACCGAAGAGGAAUCAUCAGAUCGACAUAGCAGUGAAGAUGAUACGGAAAUCUCAAAUGAAGUGUGGACAAUUACAAGAGAACAAAGAGAAUAUUAUACAGCCCAGUUUCGUUCACUUCAACCAGACAGCAAUGCUCUACUUGCAGGUUCAAUAGCGCGUCUCUUUUUCGAAAAGUCUCGUCUGCCUGUUCAGGAAUUGAGAAAAAUUUGGCAACUGGCGGAUGUCACAAAGGACGGGGCUUUAAGCCUGACCGAGUUUUUGACCGCAAUGCAUUUGGUAGUGCUUCGGCGCAAUCAUAUUGAACUACCCGAAGUGCUACCACCACAACUGCUACCCAGUGCCGAAAGAUCUCGCUCUAUGAGUCCCGAAACGGAACCAAUCCUAUCCCCUCAAACUAAAGACACCUCAAAAGAGUGGACGAAAUUUGUCGACAGCCCUACAAGUAGUAUCUCAUCACCUGGUCCAAAACCUGUCAAUUUUGACUUCCAGAAGGGAGCCGUUGAAAAGGACCCCAAAAUUUUACAUCCAGUCCCCUUGCGACUAACGCCCGAAUGUACAAACAUUCAGCCGGAAGACCAGCAAGAAACUGAACCAUCAAGCCCGCACAAAUUCUUAGAUAUUCACCACCAGAAUAAUCUAUUACCACAAAAUUUAGGCCAAGCAAACGAUAUUAGAGGCAUUCAACGACCACAACCAAAAAAGAUAAGCGUGCCGGGUCCCGGUGCGAUCCCCCCUCCUCCCGUCACCUCCCAAUCCUCGAUCGAGGAAGGUCCGGUGAGCUUACCCGUUUUCCCUCCUCCCAAAAAGGAAAAGCCACCACCUCCGCCGCCCCGACCCUUUAAAACACACGGCCGAAGUUCCUCCUUAGACCUAAAUCGUUUAAACAAAAACCACUUGGGCGCCCCGCCGUCGGUACCGCCGCGCGUCAGCCCGAGCGUGCAGUCGUCCAACAAGAAACUGCUCGCGCGCCUGGCCGACCGCGAGAAUCCUCAGUUCGCCAACUUCGAACAAUUCGAGCAGAGCGAAAAGUACGAAAACGUCUCCGAAGGCGUGUUUCCGGGUGACGUUUACGAGGCGGAGCGAAAAAAGCUGUUCGCGCAGUUUUCGGUGCCAGAGAAUAGCGAUUUUGUGGACGCGCCCCAGAGGCACGGCGCGUUCGAGGUGUACCGAAAGCCGAAAAGUAGAGGCAGCCCCGAGGCGCAACAACCCCUCGACCAGUCUAAAUGGGAACUGUUUCAUAAAUUACAAGAACAAAAUACAGUCUUGCUGAGGCUUUGUCAGGAAUUGAGUCAGGAGCUGGCGGAUAUUAGGGAAGAAAAAAUGACCUUGAAAGUCAAACUGCAGAUGCAACAGCAGCAACAGUUGAAGCAAAACGGGGGGUAGUACCACUGUCAUUGACCCCUAAUAAAGAUCGGUAAUUUCAAUUGUGUCAUAUCUAAGAUUAACGUCGCCGAUCAGUGUACUCGAUUAUUUAUUGUUUUGUUUUUUAUUUUACUUUGUAAACACUGUUAUCAUUUCUAAGUUUACCGUCGAAUAUAAGCAUGGAAUACAAAA